Molecule: messenger RNA, 654 nt
Organism: Hemiscyllium ocellatum (epaulette shark)
Lineage: Eukaryota; Metazoa; Chordata; Chondrichthyes; Orectolobiformes; Hemiscylliidae
Product: oocyte zinc finger protein XlCOF15-like
Exons: 3
Coding region: 1-654 (217 amino acids)
Source: RefSeq, a predicted model, not a curated record
AUGCGCCUUAUCCUUACAAUGAUGGCGCCCUGCCGGGCAACACGGGAGCUCCUUCGAAUUCCCACGAUAGGGGGAAAUCUCCUGAAAUCCACCACAAAUCUCCUGAAACUGGAUGCACUAAAGAAAUCCAGCAGGAAGAUUAUCAGUAGAAAGAAACCAGAGGAAUCCCACCCUUUGGAGAAACCAUGGAAGUGUGGCAACCGUGGAAAAGGCUUUCAUGUCCCAUCUGCCCUGGAGUCUCAUCGGCACAGCCACACCGGGGAGAGGCCAUUCUCCUGCCCCGUCUGUGGGAAAGUCUUCAGCAAUUCCUCCCUGCUAAGGCACCAGUGGAUCCACACUGGGAAGAGGCUCUUCAAAUGCCCCGAGUGCAGUGACACCUUCAGCGAUUCCUCCAACCUGCUGAAGCACCAGCAGGUCCACAUGGGGGUGAGGCCAUUCUUAUGUCCUGUCUGUGGGAAUGCCUUCAGCAAUUCCUCUGUCCUGCUGAAGCACCAACAGGUCCACACUGGGGGUAGGCCAUUCAUGUGCCCCGAGUGUGGGAAUACGUUCAGCAAUUCUUCCACCCUGCUGAAGCACCAGUGGGUCCACACUGGGAAGAGGCCAAUCACCUGCUCUCAGUGCGGGAAGGGCUUCACCUGUUCCUCCCACCCAUAG